Messenger RNA from Cydia pomonella (codling moth), 5075 nucleotides. RefSeq names its product peroxisomal membrane protein PEX13 (gene Pex13). Gene Ontology annotation, biological process: protein import into peroxisome matrix, docking. Gene Ontology annotation, cellular component: peroxisome; peroxisomal membrane; peroxisomal importomer complex. Gene Ontology annotation, molecular function: protein binding. The transcript is spliced from 5 exons. Lineage: Eukaryota; Metazoa; Arthropoda; Insecta; Lepidoptera; Tortricidae. The record is from RefSeq and is a predicted model, not a curated record. The coding region runs from base 184 to 1281 and encodes 365 amino acids.
GUUCCUUUCCUCGAGUUCAUCGGUCGCUUUCAUUUGCGUAAACAUACUUAUCUUUAUAAAUUCAAGAUUGUGCAGUACGAAAUAGUCGAGAUAAAACAGCAACGUAUGGCGUUUACAGAUAAUCAGUGAACCGCGUAGUGAUAUACGUGAAAGUUACAGUGAUUUUAGUGCGUAGCUCGAACGAUGACGGAACAAGCGAAGUUUGAGGGGAACUCUGACCCUAGUUUGUCGAAUGCAGCCGUGACGCCUGGUGGAGAUAUGCCUGCCUUCAGAAAUCCGAUCCCCUCUACCUCAUUUGCAAAUAGUACUUUGGGACCCCCAGUUUUGCCACCAAGGCCUGACUUAGCAGUACAGCCUGCUUAUUCUAUGACCCCUGGGUAUUCUUACGGGGGGAUGAAUUCCUACGGUAUGGGUGGUAUGGGCAUGGGAGGGAUGGGAUACAGUAAUUAUGGAUAUGGAGGUUUUGGAGGUGGCUAUGGUAUGGCGGGAAUGGGAGGUAUGGGUGGUAUGUCACCUUAUGGAGGCUACAACAGAUAUGGACCAAUGUACGGCGAUAUUGAAAACAGAUUUAUUCAAAUGGCAGAAGAAAGCUCUCGGCCUGCCUUUGAUUCAAUACAAAGUCUAGUCAAUGCGGUCGGCAGUGUUGCCAUGAUGCUUGAAAACACAUUCUUUGCCCUAACCAGCUCAUUCAGAGCUAUUCUAGGUGUAGCAGAGAAUUUUGGUCGUUUAAGAUCGCUGUUCGCGCAGUUCUGGUCGACGUUCGCCGUAGUGCGAUCUCUGAACUGGCUCGUACGGAAACUGAUGGUCAUGCUUGGUAUUAGGACUGAGAACGAGUUCAAGGCUUGGGCAGAAGCGGUGGCAGCUACACAGAACGGCACAGGUACACCCGAACAACGUGCCAAGGGAGCAAGCUGGCCUAUUCUUCUAUUCUUCGGAGUGAUUGCGGCCGCCCCGUACAUCGUACUGAGGAUGUUGAGUGGGCUGACCACUAGCGUGAAUGAGAGACUAAACGACCCAACAUCCUGGCAGAACCCGCUCCGUUCUGUAGCCCAAUACGAAUUCCAAGCUACCUCCCCUCAAGAGCUCAGCUUCCGCAGCGGCCAGGUCGUGCUGCUCGCGCCGCAGCAGCUCCAGGGCCCGCUCUGGAACAGCGGCUGGCUCAUGGGCAGCACGGACAGACAGACAGCCGGGCUGGUACCAGUCAAUUAUAUUAAAGUUAUCAAGCCAGAGGAAAAUCAGAGUGCGGAGGAGAUGGAUAAGCAUUUUAAGCAGGAGUUGUGAAGGCACUGAUUUCUUUACUCAAAUAUUGAGAUUAUUUGAGUUGGAAUAUAAUGACUAUCAAUGGCGUAAAACCAAAUUUUAUGGUUUACACUUAGUCACUCGCGCGACAUGUUUCGGAGAGCCUAGGUCUCCUUUCUCAAGCACUAACAGAAUUAUUGCGUACCACGUAAAAAACGUGAAGCGAUCGAGAUUGGGCGGCGCUCUAAUUUCAAUCGAGAUAGCGGCUGAGCUUUGCCGUCAGCUUGGAAGCCUGUGAUCCUUCAGCAGAAGGCCAGUGAGUGUGGUGACAGUGAAGUGGACAUAGUGAGUUCGUCCUGUUUGUCGCUACAAGUGUUAGGUGACCCAAACCCAAACACCACUGCCCGCCUACUACGACAGCGCAAGAUCUCCCCCAACCGGUUCUCUCAGCGUGCGACGCGGCGCGCAGCAGUACGCGAAGCACGCCCGUCGUGAACGCUGAGAAAGGAGACCUAGACUCUUCGAAACAUGUCGCGCGAUUGACUAAAAAUAAAGUGUAAACCGUAGAAUUAGUUUAAUGUUAGUAUGUCUCACGACAUUUUAAAUUCGAGUAUGGCGUAAUAAAGACUGCUUAUUUCGAUAGUUUUAAAUAGUGUUUAUAAUUUAUGAGUCAAACUUGCUUGAGAAGCCACCCGAAUCUAGCCGCCGCGACACAACUAUUUGUGUCGAAGUCUAGUCAAAGGUCCCACUUUGUCGCUUACCAUAAGGACGAGAUUUGCUUGUAUGUUUAUACGAAUAACCUGUCAAAGCGUCGUUAUGGCAAGCGACAAAGUGAGACUUUUAUGCUUGGAAGUGACACAUUACUUUGUAAAAAAAAUUUGCAACGAAAACAAGUCAUAUAUGUUGGCCCAGAACUGUCUCAUUACAAACAUAGACAGAGUGAAUUAUAUUGUCUUUGUCUUGCGCUAGUACUACUAGCACCCAAAAGAAAGGGAUGAGUAUAAUUUUCCAGACGUAAAUGUGCAUGUCGUAAUUUAAGCAUGUCAUUUUAAAAUUAAAGCGUAACUACGAUUGUAUGGGAGCGGCUUUUUGGCGGCAGGUCCAUGCGACUCUUAAAUCCACGCUAAAGGGUGACUGUAUUUGGUUUAUUACAUAACGAAGAAAAUGUCAAAUCAAAGGUGUAGGGUAAAUUUCAACAACUACUAACGCCAUCUAGUGGAAGUCUUUUUCAAAUCUUCACAACUCUGAUUAGAGAUAAGCAGUCUUUUAUCUUUGGUAUUAAUGCAAUGUCCUGACGCCAGAGUGCACACCGUAAACCAUAGAGUGACUUAUAUCAAAGAUAAUUGAUUGUAAUAGAGAGGUAAAGCCUAAGAAAAAAACGUCUAAGGGGCACGUUUGACAUCCGAAACAGAUGGCGCUGUACUGCACCAUAUGUUUUGCGGUCAUUGAAUUGUCAAACGUCAACUUGUACAAAUUGACAAUCAGAGUUACCGCAAAAUAUAUGGAGCUGUGCAGCGCCGUCUCGUUUGCCUGUCAAAUUCGAAGCACAAAAUUUUCUUAGGUUUUACACAUCUUACUCAAUGAAUAAAUCUUUACUUAUAUGUACUAUGAAACGUAAACAGUUUCUUCACAAGUUUUCAUAGAUUAUGUCAAUUGAUGUUUCAAGAAGGUUUGUUGACUGUCUGUAGUGCUGCCCCCUAUGCAGAGUUUACGUAAUAUUUCCUAUUAGCGCAAAUUUUUAAUAACAUUGUAAAUUAGAAACACCUUUCGAUUAUAAUCGAUUUUAUGACGUCAUUAUUUAUUUCAUUUUUAUCAGGGAAAACUGGUGUCGUUAUGUUCCCUGUAAAUUAAAAACAAACUACUACAUAAUAUACAGGGGUUUUCGUCUGUAUUAAAUGAGUAACGGGUUUAUACAAAAAAGAUAUGAAAUUUUAGUUGUCUUUGGGGUUACGGAAAGGCAUAAUAAUUACAAUUUUGUAUGAAAUUUAAUAAAAUUGUCUUCAUGCUUUAUUUGGAAAUGGCAUUGCUAAAAUGCUGCCAUCUACAACAAUAAUGAGUUUCAGAAACGCAAAUGUUUAGAAAUAGCAGUCUUUAUUUAUUAAGCCUCUAAGAUGUAGUUACCAAACAGGUUUGGAAGUAAUUCCAAUAUUAAUACGUAGAUUAUAGAAAAUCAAGCAGCGCUUGGCAAGCUCUCUUAUCGAUACAACUUUAUACGAAAUAAAUAAUUUACUAGUUUUGGAUAUUUACGUAAAGUCAAUAUUGUUAGUAACUCUUCGUUUCCAUAUAUACACAUACCGGGUGGAUUUUUAACCCUUUGAACGUUUUGUAAAGCGUAAACGAAAGCAUAAAUAAAAACGUCACUCACACGCCAAAGUCACGGGCGCAAGCAAGCUAAUGUAAACCUUACUUAAAAGAGUGAAGGUUACUUUGACAGCGUACACUGUAACACUAACAUGUGCAGUACUGUAGGCACGUAUAAUUAAAACGACUUUAGAGUCAGACCAAGCUAAGUUGGCAGCGAUUUCGAUAGCCCAGCCUGUGGAAGUGUUAGUAAACGUCAUAAUUUCAUAGAACUUUGACGUUUAAAAUAACACUGGCACUGUCUGGACGGUCAAAAUCGCCGUCGACUUAUCUUGGUCUGACUCUAAGUGUUCUUGGCGUUCGUGGCGUAACGCUUUACUUUAAAGGCGUUUAGCGUCCAAAGGGUUCAAUAUUAGUGCAUUAUUUAAUUCGUAUACUUUUAUUCAAAAGACAUUCCAAAUUAUGCCAAAGUAAAUUAUAUUGAAGUAGGUAAAAAUCUGACAAAAUGCAACCCUAUUUAUGGGUAUUCUAUUUGCAUGAUUUGUACAAUUAAAUAUCUACCUGUGUAGACAGCCUAUAAAUGAACUGUUUUUUUUUUGUUAUUGAGAUUGUUAUUAUUCGGCGUUUUAAAUGUACUGUUUUUUUGUUUUUAUAAAGGCAUGUGCACACCGGAUGCGUAUGCGUGUACAUGUACGUGCAUGGUAUAAUAUAUAAAUGCUUAUGAGUGACGGGACACAGGUUAUUCCCACUAGUUACAAUCAAGUUGUUACCAGUGGUAACUACUGGGAUUUUUUCUCACCUUUUACCAUUGGUAACUACUGGGAAAAAAUAACCCAGUAGUUACCACCAAAAUAAUGUUACUUUUUUUAAUACUACAUCGGUGGCAUACAAUCAUACGACCCGCCUGAUACGCGUUGCUGACCCUAACACUCCGCACCCUCGCUAUGUUAGAAUUAAAUACUAAUAAAAACAGGAUAGUAUAAAUAUAGCGUGCUUUAAUUAUGUUUCAGUUAGUGAUUCAGUAAACUGCUUUAAAAGUGUACAUUCAUCAGUUAAAAAAAAAUAACCCGACGUGUGCGUGCACGGUUCUAUUUUGGCGUACACAGCCGAUGUACACAGGCCUUUAAUUGUGCAUUUUUCCUAAGACUGCAUUGAAUCAUGUGCAAUUACUUUUGUGGCUAAGGCAACGUAAAGCUUGCUAUAUUUUAAGUUUUUAUCGUAAAUAUGCUAUUAUGUCGUAAAAAGAUUGACAUGAGACAAUGGCUGAAAAAUAUAAAUUAGCUUUAGGGUUAGGACAAGAGUAACGCGAGUCAUCAAUAUAUUGCGUGCUUUUUUAUUUAAUAAUAUACUUAAAUUUAAAUGUUAGAUAUACUAUAAAAUUGCACUAUUAAUAAUAUACACACAUUUAAAUCGGGAUUCGCGUUACUUUUUCGUGGAAUCACCUCGGUGACUUAAUUGUAAAUCUAUGUUAAAUUUUACAUAAUAUGGGAUGGACUGAUUUGUUAAGAUUAAGCAAUAAACGACUUCUUAUUGGA